Messenger RNA from Pyricularia pennisetigena, 396 nucleotides. RefSeq lists its product as uncharacterized. Bases 1 to 396 code for a protein of 131 amino acids. Gene Ontology annotation, cellular component: ribosome; mitochondrial large ribosomal subunit. The record is from RefSeq and is a predicted model, not a curated record. Gene Ontology annotation, biological process: translation. Lineage: Eukaryota; Fungi; Ascomycota; Sordariomycetes; Magnaporthales; Pyriculariaceae. The transcript is spliced from 3 exons. Gene Ontology annotation, molecular function: structural constituent of ribosome; large ribosomal subunit rRNA binding.
AUGAUUCAAUUAAAGUCGAUGCUCAACUGCAUCGACAACUCGGGCGCCGCCUUGGUCGAGUGCGCCCUGAUCGUCGGCCAGAAGAGGCACGCAUCGAUAGGUGACCGCAUCGUCGUCGUCGUCCAGGAGCAGCGCAAGAACCCCAACGAGGGCGCCGCCGCCCUGGCCGCCUCCAACAAGGUCAAGCGCGGUGACAUCCGCCACGCCAUCGUCGUCCGCACAAAGUACAAGGUCCAGCGCAAGGACGGCUCCGUUGUCCGGUUUGAUGACAAUGCCUGUGUCCUGAUCAACAAGGCCGGCGACCCCGUUGGAUCUCGCGUCAACGGCAUCGUCGGAAUGGAGCUGCGCAAGGCCAAGUGGAGCAAGAUUCUGAGCAUGGCUCCCAUGCACAUAUGA